This is a messenger RNA of Colletotrichum truncatum, 495 nucleotides long. Its product is annotated as dpy-30 domain-containing protein. Lineage: Eukaryota; Fungi; Ascomycota; Sordariomycetes; Glomerellales; Glomerellaceae. The record is from RefSeq and is a predicted model, not a curated record.
AUGUCCAACCCACCCACAACAGAACCCACUCCUCAACCGCCAACACCUGCCCUUCCGCCAUCAGCAGACUCCACGAUGCCUCCAGCUCCUGCGACCACUGCGGCUGAAGCCAGCACUAACAGUGUGGACACAUCCAUGGCUGAUGCGGCCGAGGUAGCAUCUUCACCCGCUCCGAUCCCCCAAGCUGCUGCCAGUGCUCCCAGCCCUGCUGCUGCUCCCGCGCGCACUGGAACCCCCAGCCGCAACUUGAACAACGGCGAGGCGAGCUCGCGCGCCGGCUCCGUUCACCCCGACGCGAAUGCCGUCAACCUCCCGAGCCAGGCGACGCCCCAUGGCGACAGCGCUCGCAUGUACAUCAACUCUACCGUUACUGCCGCGUUGCUGGAGGGCAUGAAGAUUAUUGGUAGAGACCAGCCGGCGGACCCUCUGAGGGUGUUGGGCGAGUUCCUCAUCCAAAAGUCGAGAGAGCGCGGCGAAGGCACCAACGCCAAUUAA